Molecule: messenger RNA, 1664 nt
Organism: Dentiscutata erythropus
Lineage: Eukaryota; Fungi; Glomeromycota; Glomeromycetes; Diversisporales; Gigasporaceae
Source: the annotation of a GenBank genome assembly
AUCGUACUCCCGCGAACAUCCUUGGUGAUAUAAAUAGACCAUCUUCAUUGGUUGAUGAUGUUUUGCUUUUCCUCAUUGAUGCAGAAUCAAGAGAAAAAUUCAAACAGGAAUUUCCACGCCUGAUGGAAUUUUUUCGAAAUGUAGAAAAAUAUACAAAUGGUACUCAUAAAUGGUUUUCUACGGAAAGAUAUAACACAUUGGGUCAUAACUCUAGGGAAAAUAAGCCAUUUAUAUAUGCAGGCCAAAGUAAAAUUAAUUUAGAGAAAAAAAAGCCUGGUAAUUGGGUAUGGGAUACAUUCGAAGAACAGGGAUUUGUAACCGCUCAUACUGAUGGUUGUUGUGGAGGAUUUAAAAAUCCACUUGAUUGGCGUAAAGAGGAAAUAACUCAUUGGUAUGCGAGAGAAAAAUCUAGAGAUGGUUCUAAACGUAUAUUUCCUGGAAAUCACCAUUAUCCCGCCGAAGCGAUUUGUGAUAAUUACAGAAUGGGGGCCAAUUUUGGAAAAUCUUGUCUGUUUUUAAAUGGAACUAGUGAAAAGACCUCAAUGGAUGGCAGUGAAUUUGGUUCAUAUUGUAUGGGACAAAAAACUGUGGCACAACAUUCAUUAGAUUGGGUUGAACAAUUUAUUAGACAAUACCCUGAAGCAAAACGUUUCGUGACUGCAACUUUCUCGGAUACUCAUGUUGAGGGACAUGUUCAUACAGCUCUUGAAAGUGAUUUUUUGAACCUGCUUGAAAAGAUGAUAAUCGGAAAUCCGAUGACUGGUGAAAAACCUUUGUUGUCUAAGAAUAGUGUAAUUAUCUUUGUUGGUGAUCAUGGAUUACAUUAUGGAUUUGAAUUUACAUUUUACGAAGGUCACUUGCAUCACAAACAGCCUGUAAUGAUGAUGUUAUUUCCCACUCAUUUAUUGAAUUCACAUCCUAAUUUCGAAGAAUCACUCAAAGCUAACAAACAUCGUUUGUCAACACAUAUGGAUUUACAUCAAACAAUUAUGCAUCUAGUGUACGGAGGUGGUGCAGAGAGAUAUAUGCCGAAAAACUUAAAAUCUGGCGAUUAUAAUGUAUAUAAUCGAUAUAUAAAUUCUUUUCUUUCUGAUCCAACUUUUCGUAGGAGAACCAACAAUCCAAGCGCUCGUCUUGUUAAAACAGAUGCUCAAAUUUAUGGUCAAUCAUUUUUAACUCCUACAUAUCAAUAUCGUAAUUGUGAAUCAUUAAAUAUACCUGCAAAAUUUUGUCCAUGUUUUGAUUACUCAAUAUAUAACUAUAAUGAUUCCAAUCAAAGAGAACUGAUCGAUAAAAUAUUAAGCAAAACAGUAAAAGAAAUAAACAAAUUUUUAAACAAAAAUCGAUUAGAUUCUGUAUGUAAUACUUUCAAGUACAACACUAAAAAAGUAUCAAACCACUCGAUAUCGUUUAGUAGUGGAUUCUUUAAUCGUAAACGAGGUAUUUCUCAUAUAACUGUAAAGGUAAACAACUUUGACUCGGAAUUCACGAUAAGUACAUCUUUGUCUGAUUCACCAAAAAUUGAUUUAAAGAAGGAUAUAUUAUUACAUGAAAUUAUAUUUAACUCAGAAUGGAACGUAUGUAGUAAAAGAAUAAUUGAUUCAUUGGGUGGACAUAGUAAGACUUCAAUAGUGAAAAAAAUUAAAAAUCUUGGAAAUCUUUAA